Hymenoscyphus albidus is the source of this 1503-nucleotide messenger RNA. The record is from the annotation of a GenBank genome assembly. NCBI's taxonomy places the organism in Eukaryota, Fungi, Ascomycota, Leotiomycetes, Helotiales, Helotiaceae.
AUGGGAGAAUCCACAGACCUCACGAACGACCCUGCGAACCUUAAAUUCCCAGAAAUUCUUCGAGGCAGAAAGGUUCUUCUAGCAACCGAAUCCUUCGGGCCAGUAAACGGCGUCAGCAAAACAACUCUAAACCUCGUACAAUACCUGCGAAAACAAGGAGUCAACGUCGCAGUCGUAGCACCAGAAAUCGGCACUUCAUCCCAAAACCCAACCUCACCAAACAACACCAACGACGAAAUCGAAAUUCGAGUAAAAGGCUAUCCACUGCCCUACAACCCCGAACUCUCAAUCGUCUACCCAGUCCGAAUAUCAAAGCUCUAUGAACGGACCUUCAAUGAGUCUCCAGAUCUUAUUUACCUCGCCAGUCCCGCAAGUCUGGGAUUUCAGAUCUUGUUACAGUUACGACUAAUAGGCUCCCGUAUUCCGGUCCUGUUGAAUUUCCAGACGGACUUGAGUGGAUAUUGCGAGAUUUUGUUUCCUUCUCCUUUGGAUGCUUGGGCGGUAUGGGUCUUUCGGUCGGUCCAGGGAUAUUUAUUUUGUCACCCGUCUGUACAAACGGUAUUUUAUCCAUCUCUGUUUGUUAGAAAGUAUUUGGAGCAGGCUGGAGUUCAGGAAGACAAGAUGGUGAAUUUGAGAAGGGGGGUUGAUGGAGAGAUGUUUCAUCCGUCGAUGAGAUCUGAAGAUAUGCGGAAGGAGUUGGCGCCAAAUGGGGAGUUGAUUUUAGUAUCUGUUGCUCGAUUGGCACCCGAGAAGGGAUUCGAGUUUCUCGCCCAGGUCGCGAAACUACUUGAUGAGAGAGGAUUUCCGUUCAAGCUCUUGGUUGUAGGAGGGAAUAGAAACCCGGAGGUGGUCCAGGAUAUUUAUGAUAUGUUUGGGUCAUUGCUUGAUGAGGGCAAGGUUCAUUUCACGGGAAUGUUGAAGGGGGAGAUCUUAGCUAGGGCAUACGCAUGCGGUGAUGUGUUUCUGCAUUGUUCCAUCACGGAAACAUUUGGACUUGUGGUACUAGAAUCUAUGUCAAGCGGCGUCCCUGUCAUUGCACGGGACGAAGGAGGACCAAGUGAGAUUGUAGCCGAUGGCAAAUCGGGAUACCUGGUCCCACCGGGAGACCUUAAUGGGUUCAUUGAAAGGGUAGUAAAAUUAGGAAGCGAUCCAGGACUGAGAGAGCGAAUGAGUAUUGAGUCGAGAAGAAUGGCAGAAGAAGCAACUUGGGAGAGUAUCGGGAACAAGGUUGCGUGGGAAAUGGCAGAGAUCCUGAAGAAUGAUGCUAAAAACCCAUUGCAAAGCAACUCUAGUACUUCGGUACCCGUGUACAGUUGGUUUCUGGUUAGUUCGACUGUGAGGAAAGGGAUUGCAACACUUGUCGCCGACUCUCGAGUUUUUGGAGGAAUCGGUAUCAUCGUUGGAGUUUGGGGUGGUCUUGUGGUGACUUGGGGCUUGGUCAAGGUUUCUUUAGCUGGAAAGGGAGUGGUACAACGAAUAAGAGAAGUUUUUGGUAAGACAUGA